Messenger RNA from Prunus armeniaca (apricot), 699 nucleotides. Lineage: Eukaryota; Viridiplantae; Streptophyta; Magnoliopsida; Rosales; Rosaceae. The record is from the annotation of a GenBank genome assembly.
AUGCUUAGACAGGGUGAGGACGAGCCCCUUCUGGAGUAUGCAGCCAGGUUCAACCACGAAUACUCCCGCUGCCCAGAUACUGAUGAUCAUGCCGCCUUCGGUGCUUUCAAGAGUGGCCUCCGAGAGUCCAACUUCCGGUACCUGGUUCACAGCAACCCUUGGAACACAUAUGCCGAGUUGAUGAAGCAGGCAACAGUUCAAGCUAAGGCCCAGUACUUCAACUCCAAGCGUAGCCCAGCCACCCCCGCGCGUAAUCCUUUUGCUGAUCCUUCACCUGCUUCAGUACCCAUCCCAGCUCCACCUCAACAUUCUGCCCCUACACCAAGCACUCAGGGUGCCCAGCACCCUAAGAGGAAUGAUAGCUACCAGCAUACCUUCAACAAUAACAAGCGGGGCAAACAUGGCAACCACCACCAGUCUAGUGGAAGCAACCCCCCAGGACAAAUGACCGGGCCCCACUCCCAUUCUCACCCAAACCCAGGCAGCAAGCCUAUGCCUAACACAGGUGUCUUCUGUCGCUUUCAUCAGUUUGGUGGCCACGAUACCGAAUCUUGUGUUGCCUUGCGCAACAUCAUUGAUGGACUUAUUCGUGAGGGGAAGCUGGAUAAAUACGUGCACAACCUCCCACCCCCACCUAACCCUCACCAACGGCAGAUCAACAUGAUCUCAGCCAUCAGUGGUGGCCUGCUUCAGACUUGA